UCGCUGAUGCACCCGGUACGUAGGUAAACGAGCGUGCUGCGUGAAGGUCAUCGUAUGACAUGACCUUGACGCAGUUUGACGUCACGUCGGUCAAUGGGUCCUCCAGGGUCAUAUAGCCCUUGAUAACGGAAAGAGAUCAUGGCCAAUGAGAAUCUUGCUUUCUCUCUCGGACCAUAUUCUUCGUCUCUUUUGCAUUUCUUUCUGUGGACUUACCCGACGUUUUCGUCGAACGAGGUAAUCUUCGCAAAUUCGAUACCUUAUAUGGUUGAGGGCAGGAUAAAAAUACGCGCGCAGUUAGGUUAGGUGAUCUAGUGGUUAACCACGGACCCCACGGUGACGUUACAGACCAUUAAAUCGUAGGUUGCUUGAGAAGGUUUACAAAGGAACAUUGACGACUCUUGUUACUUUUUCUCACGUUUUAAUUACACGCUCUUUUCUACCGACCAUUCUGGAAAAUUACCGAACCGCCACGAAUGCUGAUUAGAGAAAGGCCGAUUAAUACAUCGGAAUUCCAGCCGUUGCCAAGUGAAAAUCGAAAUCAGUUUGCAUUAUCGCGUACUAAAUAAACGAUAUACUACUUAUUGCGUUUAAUAAUACUCAAGAGAAUCAUUAGUAACGCUUUUAGCGACAAGCGACUUCUUACAGAACUUAACGAUGCACGAUCGUCCGACAAAGGAUACUUAUUGUAUAAGGUUACUGAACGGAAACAAUGGAUGAAACGCGUAAUUCUUUCAUCCAAUAUGAUAAAUGGUAUUCUUAUUUAGUCGACUCCAAGCGACCAUACGCCCAGGUAAUUCAAAUUUUUCGAUUAUUUAUGUACAAUCACGUUCGAUGCACAUCAUAAUAUGCGACGUUCUUACCAAUUCGUUUUUGGUUUAAGCCACACCUUUCGAUUUAAUAUGACGCGUUCGUACGAGUGCAACAUUGCCAAACUUGGAAGCUUAUAUUCAGUUUCAUGAAGAACCUAACCUAACCUGACCAAGUGCAAUAAUAUAUCGUAAAAUAACGUUAUAAUUGAAGUUUCUUGACGACUUCUAAAAAUUUUAUUAUUUUUAAUAUCCUUGCGAAAUAAGUAAAAUAAUUCAACGAAUGAAAGAUAUCUUCGCAUACAUAUAUGCUUUUGGAACACAUUUCCAAAAACAAACCCCACCCUGCACUGGUAACGCGUUAAACAUGAAUAGCACUCGUCAACAUUCUAAAAAUACGUGGCUGUUGGUACACGGAUCCAGCGGCUCUUUUAUUCGGCACUUUGAGAGAGCAUUGCGUAAGCAUAGCGCCCGGAACACGCUCCCACAAAUCCGCUUCGUUAUGAGCGUUUUAUAAGCCGGUGACGAUAUAGAGUAUGUGUAACACCGUUGCAAAAUAUUCACAACAUAUUGCACCGGAAUUUGAAAUGCGUUCUAUACUUUAUUGUCGACCUUUGAAACGAAGAUCUGUUUCUUUACCCCGUUAUCUUAGCCGAUGUUUACACGUCACAUUCUCUGCGAUUUCACGGCAGAUCAAUGUGCUGCCAUCUAUACUUACAUUCUUCGCAUAAUUCUGAUGGACGAGUUUCUGGAUUCUCGAACUUACAUUCGAAUUCAGUUGAUUGUUCUUAAUUCGAUACUAACCUGGGAUUUGCAUACCGUUUGAAUUUAACGUAGAAUGACUGCGUAUUAGAGAUGGAGCUGCGAUAGUUCUUCAUAAAUGCACAAUCAUAUAUUUUUAACGUGUUAUUUAUACUUUGUAGUCACUUUUUAAUAUAUAUAUAACUGUUUAUUCUUUCUUCUGUAAAAAAUACUACUGACAUAUAAAAAGAAAAGUAUUAGAGAUAAUACGAGUAUUAACUAUGUAGUUUUAUGUAUUCUGUAAUUAAUUCUUCGCGACGCAAACUAGUAAUUAAAUUAAUAUGCAUAGCCGGACAAACUAGAUAAAAUGUAUUGAAUAUUUAAUUGAAAUUACACUAUAUGAAUUCAAAUUAAGAAAUAUGAUGCAAGCAAAAUAACAUUUAGUCCGAUUUUUCCCGAAAUUAUAUCCUUGAAUAAAACAAUUGCGUCAUAAUUUAUUAAAAAUCUUCAAUUAACGGUCACGUCUCUUAUAUAAUGAUAUUACAAUAAUUCUCCUGCUCUAGAACUUCAUAAUAAAAUACAUUACUAUUUCCGGUAGCGCUUAAAUCAUACGAUAUAAUCCGUUAUUCGAUUUGUCCAUAAUUGUGUCUUUAUUAAAUCUCUCUAAUGCGUACAAAAUGAAUAACAAUUUAUUACUAGGGGUCAUAUAACCGUUAUAUUACUGAUCUCUAUUAUCAUUUAAAUUUCCGCGUCACUCAUCCAUCUCAUUCUACCUACUCAUCGUAAAACCAUCGAUCAUCGAUAACAACCAAUUUUAGGAAAAUUACGUCGGUACUGGAAUUAUCAUUGGUGCGUAGAAUAAAUGCGAAAUGCCCCUCAUAGCGAAUGAAAAGCAGAAAAAGCGAAACAACGCAGGAAUUGUUGUCGACCAUCCAUUCGAACGGUUGGGCGCGCUCGCGACGGGCGCGGUAUUUCCGGGGCUUUGCGCGCGACGACACGUCGAUUGGCGUAGCGAUACUCGGCGUGCGCAUCAUACUGUGACACGGUCUCGAAAAGAAAAAAAUAACGAUUAAAUCAAUGAACCGACUCUUUAUAAAUAUAGGCGUGGUCAGAUAGGAAGUAUUUAAACGAUGAGGUCAAUUGCAAUUUGAUCAAAGGGAAAUUUUCCACAAAAUAUCAUAGAAGAAACGUCGUUAAGGGCAAGGGACUAUUUGACGUCCGCAGAACGGUAGCGCGCAUGCGCGUACUGACCGGGGGCGGCCAUCUUGCUUUCCAGUCAACAGCAGCCAGUGGUCGUCAGUGUACGACAGCUCGGAGGCUACGAAACUCUCUCUCUCUCACGGGUACCGGUUGUCUAUCGUACCCCGAUAUACUUUGUCUUCGUACGUCGUGUUCACCGGCUGUCUUAGAUCCUCCAUUCUUCCAUUUAUCGUUCGAGUAUUACCUCGAUUCGCGCACCAGACUCGUAAUCGCGAUAUUUACAAGUGAGAAGACGAUAACACGCGCGAAUAUCCAGCAGCAUGUCGACGCAAGUGCAGGGCACCCUUCUCGACGUGCUCAAGAAGAAGAUGAGGCAGACCAAGGAAGAAAUGGAGAAGUACAAGGAUGAGUGUGAAGAGUAUCAGAAGCGGCUGCAAGUGGAAGUGAUACGCCGCGAGGAAGCUGAGUCCGAAGUAGCCGCUCUGAAUCGUCGUAUCCAAUUGUUGGAGGAGGACCUCGAAAGAUCGGAGGAACGCCUCGCAACGGCCACUGCUAAAUUGGCAGAGGCGUCGCAAGCUGCGGAUGAGAGCGAACGGAUACGCAAGGCACUCGAAAACCGUACCAAUAUGGAAGAUGACCGAGUAUCCCUGUUGGAGCAACAGCUAGCACAGGCUAAACUGAUCGCCGAGGAGGCGGAUAAAAAAUACGAGGAGGUUGCCAGAAAACUAGUCAUGAUGGAGCAGGAUCUUGAGCGCGCCGAGGAAAAGGCAGAACUUUCGGAAGGGAAGAUCGUCGAGCUUGAAGAAGAGCUGCGCGUAGUUGGCAACAACCUGAAAUCCCUCGAGGUUUCCGAAGAGAAGGCGACGCAAAGAGAGGAGACUUUCGUGGGCCAGGUGAAGAUUCUGGAUAGUCAAUUAAAAGAGGCUGAAGCUCGUGCCGAGUUCGCAGAAAGAUCCGUGCAGAAAUUGCAGAAGGAGGUCGACAGGCUCGAAGACGACCUUGCCGCCGAGAGAGAGAAAAACAAAUUGCUCCAGGAAGAGAUGGAGGCCACCCUGCAUGACAUCCAGAACAUGUAGAUCGUGUCUCGCGGCUGACAGAAACAUGAGAGAAAAAAAAAGUCGAGAAAAGAUUUAUAUAAAUAACAAAAACGUUGAGAAUACAAAAGCAUACGCAGAUACUAGGGUACGAUUCCUUCGGGAUUAAAGGAACAAAACAGAGAUAAAAAGAAUAAAAAGUAAACACUGUAAAAACAGAAUUCGAAAGGGGUGAGGGUCGCAGAACGAACGAACGAACGAACAUCGAAAGCUUUUUUGAGUUCGACGAUAUUUAUCGAAAUAUCGUUGAGAAACGAAAAAUACACGCUGUGCGACACGAGUGCUUUCGUAAACGUUUCGCAAACCGUUGAAAAACUAUUUUUUUUCUUUUCUUCCUUCCUUUUCUCUUUUUCGUCGAAAAGAGAGCAUAUACUUUACACUUGAUAUUCUUCUGCCGCGCACGCUUUUCACUCGAACUGUCGUUUCUUCAUCUUUUUCGUAGGAAAGGAUAGAACGAUGGUUCAAGUAAAAUGUAUAAUGUAUAAAAAAAAAAAAAGAAAGGUAGGGUGUGCGGUUUGUCAAAGGGACUGGAAGAUAAAAAGCUCCCUUUGUCUUCUGUGUUUCUUUUCUUCUUUUUCUUUGAAAUUUUUUCGUUUCUUGUCCAAAAGAUAUCUUUCACGACUAUCCUUUUUCUCUUUUCUUCUCUGGUAAAUGCUUGCUUUUAAUUGGAUUGUCGAUUAGUAUGAUUAAUUUCAAUACUAUUGAGUGUCUUUUAAUUCCUUACGAGGCGAGUACUGUAAAAGAGAAUCGUGAGUGAGGACAUAGGAAACAGGGCAACCGAUCAAAGCGUGUACGUCAAGGAAGAAUUUUCUAUCGAAUUUGUCAAGCAUUUUCCACCUGUUACGUCCUACCACGUUUGAUACGUGACGCAUCCAAUUUGAUUUAUACCAUUCUACUUCUUCGAUUAAUCUAUUCUGCUGAAAACUCUAUUCUUCUGUAUUUUGAUUAUUAUCUUUGUGUACAUCAGAUAGUUAUAUAACUUUUAUAUAAACAGUAUUAAAUUGAAUAAUUAAUGGCUUAGACUCCUCAAUUUGUUAAUUGAUGCACAUUUCAAUGACAAUCAUAAAAAGUUCCAAUAAUCAUAUUGGAAAAACCUUAAAAAAAAUGUUUGAGAAAUUCGACCACAUAAGUAAAUCUUUCCUCGACGUAGGACUACUGUAUGAAUUGGCAGCAAAGGGACGAACAUGACCAUUGUUCGUUGCUUUUUGUCGUUAACGUUUUAUAAUUCCCUGGGGCUCAGCAUGAAAAACGAACGUCCUUGGCCUUCUUCCACUGCUCGUUCGUUCACUGAUGAUAAAUCUUAAAUGCUUCUUAAGAGACGCUCACUGCCAGCCAAGUGAUACCUUCGAGGAACAAAUCCAACAUUAAGCUCGUAUUUGCGCGUGGUCCAGCCAAAAAGACACUAGUAUUAAUCUCACUGGUUAAAGCUUAGAAUUUAGCGAGGUAUACGUCAGGAAUAAGAGAUAUAUAGAAAGAAACCGCAAUAUAUGUUAAAAGUUUUUGUAUAUUUGUAGUUUAAAUCGUAUAUUAAUAUACAUGUAUGAUAAUACAGGGCACCUCAGAAUAUAUAGUGCAGUUUAAAGGGAAGGAGAUUAUUUAUAUAUAAUUAUGCAUGAAGCGUGGAAGGAAAGUCUGGUGAACAUUUUUGAGGGACUUUUAUUCUACGUUUUUUAUUCAACUCUUUGUGAUUCUGUGUUGAAUAGAAUUUUACAUAAUGUUAAAAAGUAAAUAAAAAAUAUGUGAAAUUAAAUAAUUUGAAACUAUCUCGCUUUUAAUUUUUAUUGCCAUUUGUAUCAUUAUUCAAUGUCGAAGUUUUAAUUGUAAAUUUAACUGGCAGAUUUGUAUUUUUAUUUGAUAGAAAUAUGUGAACAUAGAUACGUACAAAAAUACAUUCCAAUUUUCUACAUUCUUUAAAAGCAUAUUAACUAUAAACUAUUUGAUAUUAAACAUCAAAAGCUAUUUGAACCGCAGAGUGAAUUUUUCAGACAGAAUCUCCUUCUCUAAUUUUCUACUACGUGUUCCCCAAGUACUCAAUGUUUAAUCACAUAGAGAUUAUUCGACAAAAUGCGAUAUUGGAAACUUCCUCACAGAGAAGGGUGAACUUGCAAUCGCAAUUAACGCAGCAAUCGUUAGAGAUAAAAAGGUGAACGAGCAAAAUCGUGUGUCCUUCUAGUUCACGCUGAGCCCCUCGACGUUUACCGAUCGUGCCUGGAUUAAUCCUUUAUUGUAAUCAUUCGCUGGCCAAUAGAAAACGAAAAAAAGAGAAGGAAAAAAAGAGGAAAAGAAAGAACGAGAGAAUUUCUAUUUCAUGGCGCGUAACUUCAUCUUACGCGAUUGUUCAUCGCCGCGGUUAAUUGAUAUCGUUAAUUAUUAUCUACAUCCGUAUUGAGACCACCUAACUCGAAGGUGUGUCAUAGUUAAUUCCACGUGAAACAUUCCCCCCUCUUUAUCAUCGUGAAGAAUAAACUGCCUGACCAUCUUUUACGUAUCUAAUCCCCUGGGUGAUUCUCGUUCAUUGUAGCUUGUCGGAUGUCGUGUCGAGAUGAAUUUAGAAAGUUUUCUCAACUUUGUAAAAGUAUGAAGUAUUAGAUAAUCCCGUAAGUAAUGCAGUUUCUUGAAAGUUGGAUGUAAACUUAAGGAUAUGAAUUGCCACCUGUCGCGCUAAAAACGUGAUAAAUGAAGAAUAGAAAAUUUAAUGGGAAGAUGGCUAACAUCAACAACAAAACGUCCCAGCAAUAAGCAACUCUACUUCCUAAUAGAGUUAUGUAAACCAAUAUAAAAAUCAGCUCAAAAUUAAAUCACCUCUUCGAGCGUGCUAUAAACUCGUAGUAAACUAAUAAACUUUUUCAUUGUUGAAUAUACAAAAUUCUUCUAUUGUAAAAGAUAAGAAGAAUAUAUCGGUGAUCAAUUAUUAUGAACAAAUAAUAAUUAUUGCUUUUCACUUGAAACAAAGAUGCCGCAUUUUCUUAUGGAAUGACCAUUUCGAAGAAUAGUUCGUGCAAUAAUGUUUUAGAUUUUUUGUAUAAAUCUAUUAAUACGUUGGUAUGCUAACUGAAUUUUUUUAGAUACGAUACAAUGUACAUUUGGGUUUUUCAAAAUCUCGGCAAGACAUCCGAAGAAAUUAAUGCGCGUCCAGCGAUCGAAAACGUCACGAGUUAUUCUAUAGAGAGAGAACGAUAGUGAAAGAGAGAGAGAGAGAGUGUGCGUGUGAGAAAGAGUAAGAGAGAUCAUGCUCUUACUCUCUAAUUAUGAAAAACGAAGAAAGCACAAUAAUUACGAUUCCACGCGUCCUACCGUUAACGAUAAUGACAUUUCUUUGUUAUUCCCGUUUUUUUUUCUUUUUUCCGAGAAAAUGCCAACAGAGUGAAAGAGCAUGAGAGGGAGAAAAAGGUGGAAUGAAUGAGAAAGUGAGAAUGAGUGCGACAGAGAAAAUGCAUAAAAAAGGAAACGCAAAUACUUGAGUUCACACUUGAGAGUUUUAGUUUAUUAAUUUACUUAAUAUUAAUAAAAAAAACGAAUGGAACGAUAAUAACACUAAUAUCAUUGUAAUGAUUAUUAUAUAUAUUGCUAUUAUUAUAAAACUGUUUGUAAUAUAUAUUUUAAUUUUGAAAAAACA
Messenger RNA from Bombus pyrosoma, 7457 nucleotides. RefSeq names its product tropomyosin Per a 7.0102 (gene Tm1). The transcript is spliced from 8 exons. Gene Ontology annotation, cellular component: actin filament. Lineage: Eukaryota; Metazoa; Arthropoda; Insecta; Hymenoptera; Apidae. Gene Ontology annotation, biological process: muscle contraction; actin filament organization. Bases 3068 to 3823 code for a protein of 251 amino acids. Gene Ontology annotation, molecular function: actin filament binding. The record is from RefSeq and is a predicted model, not a curated record.